AUGAAUUGUAGAACAUCGUGUAACAGUUUAAUUUUUGAUCAAUUUCCAAUCGUAAGAUUGGAUAAAAAUUUACGUACUCGUAAAGGUAGUCGGAGAGGAAACGCUGGAAACCGCUUAGAACUUCAAGUAUUAACUCAAAUACACCACGUUCCGUAGCUACUCCAAAUUGGGAGACAUCACUUUUAAAGUUUUGCACAUUUCUGCUUAAAUUAGCUUUCUUAUCGCCAAUUUCAAAAAUGGUUCAGGGAACAUCGCACGACUACUACAGCGGGAAAUUACCCGCAAAUCAAGGUAACAACUUUUUCGAUAAAACGUCGAAAAAGUCAGGUUACGAGGCCAUACAAAAGUAUCAACAAGAUAAAAAGGAGGCGACCGCGAAAAAGGACGCAUGGGGCCCGGUUUUCAAGGAUAAAAAUCAUUUCAGCAGCUUACAUCACUGCUAACAACAAUUAUUUCUUUAUUAUUAUUAUUAUUAACCAUUGUUAACAUUUGUAAUCAUAAUAAAUUAAUAUGUAAUAUA
Onthophagus taurus is the source of this 520-nucleotide messenger RNA. RefSeq lists its product as uncharacterized. NCBI's taxonomy places the organism in Eukaryota, Metazoa, Arthropoda, Insecta, Coleoptera, Scarabaeidae. The record is from RefSeq and is a predicted model, not a curated record.